AUUUUUCAUUUUCCUUUUUCAGGUGGAACUGUGUCACUUCCAAAAGCAAAUGCCAAUAAUCGUGUAUCUUUACUCGUCACUUGGGUAUUUGUUGUGGCAUCCCCAGAGGAUGAGGUCGUCCGGUAUGCGACUGACCUGCCGGUGAAUUCUAAACCCCCCUCAGAAUUCCAUCGUUGUAUGCUUCCUCUCAUGUGCUUCCUCCCCUGAAAAGACCUCUCGGUUUCUAUUUGACCUAAGCCCAACACUUUCGUCCAAUUCCACCGCCAAGUAGAUCAAAUACUCGAUCUCGCUAUGAAGCUUCACCAUAUCUCGCUCGCCCUGGUCGGGUUCCUGGGCACGGCUGCUGCCCAGGGGAUGAAUGGUCUUCCUGAUUGCGCGAAAGAAUGUGCCACCGGUUCCAUCCCCGACACCUGUUCCAUGAUCGAUAUCAAGUGCAUCUGCUCCACCAAGUCGUUCCUCACCGAUAUCUCCUGCUGCGUCGCAACCAAAUGCUCAGAGGACAAGCAAAAAGAAACCAUCGAAUUCGCCCACAAGAUCUGCAGCGGUGCUGGCGUGAACGAUCUCCCCCAGAGUGCGAGCUGCGCCAGUGAAAGCUCCACUUCCACCAAAACGUCAUCCGAGUCCACGACCCAGUCGGCCACUUCUACCGGUGUGACUGGCGCCUCGAGCCCGUCAGCGACGGAUGCCGAAGGUUCGAGCACGGAUUCAUUGCCAACCGCGUCCAAAUCACCCGAUAGCGGUCGUUCGGCGUCGUCUCCUACUUCGAGUACCGACGCUGCCGCUGUUGUUCAAAGCCAGGGCAUGGGUCUUUUCGCGGCUGCCGGUGCUGCCCUCUUCGCGUUCCUGGCAUAACUGAAGGCUAAGACACUGGCGUACGCUUCAUUUGAGGGACGUCCGCAUACUGAGCGUACUGUGAUGCGACCUUAACCAGGCGAAUGGUGCAAGAUGGCUCCACGAAUUUUAUGGUCUUGAUCUCUAUCGAAAAUAGUUAAUGUGUAUAUCCUUUUGCGCCGUACUGGGUGCGUCUGUUAUAUAUCCAUGGUGUAGCCGAAGCUCGCGAGGUAUCCACUUUUUAUUGCGGCAUAGCAUACUGUAGCAACUAUCUGCUCAUGCUCUAGGUGGCAUCAACGGCCCAACAUGCGCAUGAACAAGAUAGCAUCAAGGUAGAUACUCAAGGGAUCAACUAAUCCGCCCU
Messenger RNA from Aspergillus campestris IBT 28561, 1195 nucleotides. RefSeq names its product CFEM domain-containing protein. The transcript is spliced from 3 exons. NCBI's taxonomy places the organism in Eukaryota, Fungi, Ascomycota, Eurotiomycetes, Eurotiales, Aspergillaceae. The record is from RefSeq and is a predicted model, not a curated record. The coding region runs from base 292 to 852 and encodes 186 amino acids.